AUGCCCGACGUCUUUUCCGUCCCCAUCUUCCUCGUCACCUUCCGCGAAGCCCUCGAGACAGUCAUCAUCGUCUCAGUCCUGCUCGCCUUUCUCAAACAAACCCUCGAAAAUGACAAGGCCUUGCACAAAAGGCUAGUCCGCCAGAUCUGGCUCGGCACCGUCCUCGGCCUUCUCCUGACCCUCAUCGUCGCCGCCGCCCUCAUCGCCGUCUUCUACACGGCCGGCGCCAACACCUGGGAGGCAUCCGAGCUGCGCUUCGAGGGCGCCUUCUCCCUGGUCGCAUGUGUCAUCAUCAGUGUGGUGGGCGCGGCCCUGCUGCGCAUCGGCAAGAUGCAGGAUAAGUGGCGGGUUAAGUUGGCGGGGGUUAUGGAGGGAAGGGGUGCGGGGGGGUGGUGGUCAGAGUGGGGAUGGGGAGGGGGAGAAAGGGGGGUUGGGUGUGGGUGUGGGUGGGCGGGUGAAGAGGUGGAUGGAGAGUUGUUUUUGGUCAUCUCGACAUGUCUGCUCUACCUUGUCGCUGCCGGCCUCUUUUCGCGAGCUGUGUGGGCCUUUGAGCAGCACACUUGGCAAGAACUGAUAGGAGCCGAUGCUGCAGAGCUUGGUAUGGGUCCGGGAUCGUAUGAUAUUGACCAGUCCGUGUGGCAUGUCAACUGCUGCAGCCCAAACUUCGACGGCGGUAGCGGCUGGGGUUUCUUCAACGCCAUCUUCGGGUGGACCAACUCGGCCACCUAUGGCUCCGUCAUCUCAUACAACCUGUACUGGCUCUGUGUGAUCGUGUCGUUCCUCGUCAUGAGGUACCGCGAGGUCAAGGGCCACUGGCCGUUGAUGAAGCGCAAGGACUCGCAGUUGCCGGCGGCAGACUCAGAACCAGAGGAGAGCAGCCAGAAGUCUGCAAGUCAGGCAGGCGAGUCGUCUGAGGGCAAGACGAAAGCGAGGGGCGAGGUGACUCUGGUUUCGGUGUAG
This is a messenger RNA of Chaetomium globosum CBS 148.51, 960 nucleotides long. RefSeq lists its product as uncharacterized. Bases 1 to 960 code for a protein of 319 amino acids. Gene Ontology annotation, molecular function: ferrous iron transmembrane transporter activity. The record is from RefSeq and is a predicted model, not a curated record. The transcript is spliced from 4 exons. Gene Ontology annotation, biological process: iron ion transmembrane transport. NCBI's taxonomy places the organism in Eukaryota, Fungi, Ascomycota, Sordariomycetes, Sordariales, Chaetomiaceae. Gene Ontology annotation, cellular component: high-affinity iron permease complex; plasma membrane.